Rhodotorula graminis WP1 is the source of this 1386-nucleotide messenger RNA. RefSeq lists its product as uncharacterized. Bases 1 to 1386 code for a protein of 461 amino acids. Gene Ontology annotation, cellular component: transcription factor TFIID complex. The transcript has 4 exons. The record is from RefSeq and is a predicted model, not a curated record. Gene Ontology annotation, biological process: transcription initiation at RNA polymerase II promoter; RNA polymerase II preinitiation complex assembly. Gene Ontology annotation, molecular function: RNA polymerase II general transcription initiation factor activity. NCBI's taxonomy places the organism in Eukaryota, Fungi, Basidiomycota, Microbotryomycetes, Sporidiobolales, Sporidiobolaceae.
AUGGACGGCCUCACCAUCGCCGCCAGCCGCCCACGCCGCGCGCGCAAGAGCCGCGUCACGACGGGCGACUCGGACGACGAGUUUGCCGGGCGAGGAGGAGGCGGCGGCGACGGCAGCAGGCGGCUGCGGCUCCGGGUCGGCCAGGGCGGAGGAGGUCCUGGGCCCAACCCGGUCGACUCGGUCGGCUGGGACCGCGAGCUCGACUCGGACCCGGACGAGCCCCUCGCCGUCGAGGAGCACUUUAUCCUGCGCGUGCCGCCCGAGAUCGCCCCCAAGCUCAAGGAGCAGGUCGACCGCCGCGACCUCGCGCCCGACACCUGGUUCAAGUUCAAGGACUCGCGCCGCGCCGUCUUCCACCUCGGCAAGAAGCUGUACGGCGCCAAGCUCGUCGACCUCCCGGCCCUGCUCGAGAGCCAGCGCCUGACGGGCGUCGGCGGCCAGACGGUCAAGGUCGCCGACGUGUCGCAGAUGCUCCUGGUCGAGGAGGAGAUCCAGGACGAGACGCAGGCGACGCGCGACAAGGUGUUCAACAUCGAGGACUUUGUCUACCCGCACGGCAUCACGCCGCCGCUCAAGCACGUCCGCAAGCGCCGCUUCCGUCGCCGCAUCAACCGCAGAACGAUCGAGCAAGUCGAGGCGGCCGUCGAGAAGCUGCUGGAAGGAGACGCUCGCGCAGAGCAAGUUCAAGUCGAGAUGCUCGACUACGACGUGCCGUCCGACGACGAGGACUACGACCCGACCCAGGGCCAGAAGGGCAGCGAGUCGGCGGCGCCGACACCUCGACCCGACGGCGCCGCGAGCUCGCCCGCGCCGUUCCUCGGCGACGACGGCGAGAGCCAGCGCGGCGGCGACGACUACGACGACGAGAGCGAGGACGCCGGGAGCGGCAGCGGGUACGACAGCGACCUCGCCAAGGAGAUCGAGAAGGACCUCGGGCUCGGGACCAAGGACGCGGCCGGGUCCGACUCGGACGACGACGGCGACGGCCUGUUCGGCGGCAGCUCGGACGACGACGACGACGACGACGAGCCGCAGGCGCAGGCGGGCGACGCCGAGACGCUCGAGCUGCGCAACCAGAUCAAGGAGGCGGCCGAGGCCAUGGCGAGCCUCGACAAGGCCAUCGAGAAGAAGGAGACCGAGAUCGCCAAGGCGACCAACGUCCUGUUCAAGAAACGGUUCGAGGCGCAGCUGCGCGGCAUGGUCGCCGACCGCAAGACCAAGUCGCUCCAGCACGACGAAGCGGCGCGCGAGCUCGACAAGAAGCGGCAGGACGCGGCGGCGGCGGCCACGGAGGAGGCGACCAACCCGCCGUCGAUGAGCGCGGCGGUGCAGCCGGUCGUCGCUGGAGGAGGGACGCCGGCGGCGGACGCGAUGGACGAGUCGUGA